This is a messenger RNA of Peniophora sp. CBMAI 1063, 672 nucleotides long. NCBI's taxonomy places the organism in Eukaryota, Fungi, Basidiomycota, Agaricomycetes, Russulales, Peniophoraceae. The record is from the annotation of a GenBank genome assembly.
AUGAACGGCGACAACGAGAAGGGCACGGUCCACGCUAACCCCAUGCCGCGGCAGGCGUACCCGCCCAGGCGCCAGCUUGCCAAUCCUGGACCGCUCGGCCUCUACGCGUUCGCGGCUACCACCCUCAUCCUCUCCCUCUUCAACGUAGGCGCAAAUAACAUCAAGGUCCCCAAUGCCGUGGUCGGCAUGGCUAUCUUCUACGGCGGCCUUGUUCAGCUGCUGGCCGGGAUGUGGGAGUUUGCGUGCGGCAACACGUUCGGUGCGACUGCGUUCUCGUCGUACGGCGGUUUCUGGCUGUCAUUUGCCGCGUUCUACGUUCCCUCGUCUGGCAUCGCGGAUGCGUACUCCACGGCAGUGGACGGCGGGGCGCAGGAGGAGGCUGCCAUCGGUAUCUACCUCAUGGCAUGGAUGACGAUCACCUUCCUGUUCUUCCUCGGCGCCCUCCGCAAGAACAUCGCAUUCGUCGCCCUGUUCUUCUUCCUCACCCUCACAUUCAUGUGUCUCGGUGCCGCCAAGCUCUCCGGCCAGACCAACCUCGACAUUGCAGGCGGCGCGCUCGGCAUCGUCACGGCGCUCAUCGCGUUCUACACCGGCACCGCCGAGUUGCUUGGCCCCGACGACCUCUUUCAGCUCCCGCUCGGCCGCUUCGCGCCUCGCGCACGCACGGCGUGA